AUGAGAGAGAAAUCUGAGAGUGUAUUGGUGACACGUGUUUACAAAAUGAGCAAAUUCAAGAAUAUUAAAUUAAACUUUUUAAGUGGAGUUCCAGUGAAAGACAUUGAUUUUAAAGAUAUAUUGACAAAUUUAGAUUGGGAAGAUCAAGAAACUUUAAUUAGAGCAACAAUCUUACAUGAGAGAAAUGUUAAAUAUCCAUUAAGAAAUGACUACCAAAAAAUAUUUAUUAAGCACAUAAUCCAGCAAUUAGAAUCAAAUGAAGUAUCUGAUAUUCACGAUAAAUUUUACGAGAUUCUUGCCGAGAAAAUAAGCGAAUGUGAUUCUGAGUUUUCUUAUAAACAUUUUAAUGUUGUUGAAAACGAAUUUAUCAGUAUAAAGGAGUCUAAUAGUUUUAUCAGAGAUGGCACUACUGGUCUGAAGUUAUGGCCUGCUGCGGUGACGUUAAGCAACUAUAUUUUCAACAAUCCUGAUAUCUUUAAUGACAAAUCAAUCCUUGAAAUCGGUUCUGGUUGUUCUGGAUUAGUAGGACUAGCUCUCCUGAAAUCCAGCAGAUGUAAACAAGUGUUUUUAUCUGAUUGCCAUGACACAGUUGUCAACAAAUUAAUAGAAAAUAUAAAUUUAAAUCUUGAGGGGUAUAAUAUUGAAAAUCUAGAGUCAUCAUUACUGAUUAGACAGCAUUCGUACGUAAACAACUCUUGUGAAAUGGGAAUUCUAAAUCUUGCGUGGGAGGAUAUCAUUGAAAAUCAAAAAGAGCUUAUGAGAAAAUGUAAAAUUAAUAUGAUCCUCGCUGCAGAUAUCGUCUAUGACUCUUCAAUUUUUAAAGCACUUGUGAGCUGCUUAAAAGUCCUCUUCAACCUUUAUUGCGAUUCAUCUCUGCAAUUUGUUUUAUCUCAAACAAUAAGAAAUCAGGAGACUUUUAAUGAAUUUUGUAAGCUUUUGAAGGUGAACUCAUUUGAUGUAACUGAAAUAUCAAUUGAUAAUCUUGAGAGGAAGAUUCCAUUCGCAAAUGAACCAUUGAAUGAUGUGAAGAUGUAUAGAAUAUGCCAAAAUAAAUGACAAACUUGGUUCAAGUGAUCUCCUGUCUAGAGUUAAAAUUAUUGGCUUUAUUGUUGUUCCAGAAUUUUAUUUUUGGACAGAGUUCUCGACCGAGUGGCUCAGCUGAGUUGUG
Molecule: messenger RNA, 1168 nt
Organism: Chironomus riparius
Lineage: Eukaryota; Metazoa; Arthropoda; Insecta; Diptera; Chironomidae
Source: the annotation of a GenBank genome assembly